AAAAAAGUUCAGGUAUUUUUCCAAAGAGUCGGUUCACAUCAUCUCUUUGUUCCUGACCUUUUAUCUCAUGUACUACCACAGGCAGAUCCUCGUACCCAGGGCUACAGAAUGAUGCAAGCAGGUCCUCCAGGUGGGGGUGCAGCGCCGAAUGACAUCCCCCCAAUCCAGGCCCUCUACAUGGCAGCCGCAAGCCAACUCCAAGCCCCUAUCACCGUCUCAGCAAAGGAAGAGGACACGGACGAGAGCCUUCCGCCCAGCGGUAAGGACUGUUACGGCAACGAGCGUCAGACCCUGGGCGACAUGGCCCGCUUCUUCAACAACGCGCUGCUGAGCGACAUCAAGCUGAGGGUGGGGUUCGAAUGCUACAGCGCCCACAAGUUGAUCCUGGUGCGGUCCAGUGAGGUCUUUGAGAGAAUGUUCAGCUCAGAGUGGACCGACCCUAAUAAGAUGGAAGUGGAGCUAGUUGAGGAGCCGGAGUGCUGCGAUGUCUUUGAGGCAUUUCUCAAGUUUCUGUACAGCUGUCACAUUGUCCUCACCGUGGAGAAUACCUUGCCCAUCCUCAUGCUUGCCGACAAGUACAACGUCAGCGAUCUACGAAAAGUCUGCAUCAACUUUGCCACCAGGAGCAUCAUCCCGAAGCUACCCCUCAAAGACGUGUUUCAUGUCUGGUACCAGUAUGCCACCAAAUGCUACCACCACUGUCUCGUCACCUCUUGCAUUGCAGCCCUGUCUCCCAAGGCCGAUGACAUCAUGUCCCUGCCUGAAUGGAGCGUGGAGUGGCUGGCACUGGACAUUGAACAGCUGACCCAGUUCCUGAAGAGCUCAGACCUGACCAUCCGCAAUGAGCUGACCCUGUUCCGCGCCCUGGUCAAGUGGAUCGAUUCGCCCAAGCAUCCUGAGCGGCAGAGCAAACAGAAGGAGUUACUGCAGCAGUUCAUCCAGUACAUCCGAUUUCCCAUGAUGACCCCAGAGCAACUGGAGCAACUUGAGAAACACCGCGUGGUGGAGCAGAAUCCGGAGAUGUUUGUACCCUACCUCCUUCAGGCCUACAAGUUCAAUGCUAUCAACCUGGAGGCCAGGUCCAACAAUAAGGAUUUCACCUCCUCCAACUUCCUGCUAAGGAAUUACACCGACCUCCGCUGGGACAAACGCAUUGUUCUGUCGGGAUACUCCCACUUUGGAAGACUCUCGGAAGUCAUGCCCAGGUUUUCCACGCGCUCCUCCUCCUACCCUCACACGAGCUGGGACUGGGAGUUGAAGAUAUACCCGAAGGGUUCGUCCACAAAUAACGAGGACUUCCGCGUCGUGCUCUACUCCAACGUGGUGCUUGAUCUGCCGCGGCCCAUGGAAUACAUGAUCUCAAUGGUGAAUAAGGAGGGCGUCCUGGUUUCUGUUUCUGGAAAGAAGAACUUCACAAAGUCGAGGUAUACUGCUGACUCGGAUCUGGACAAGAAGGUUUCGGUGGACGAGCUGUCAUCACCGAAUUCCCGCUUUUUGGUGAAUGAUAACGUUGUACUGCAGGUGAUGGUCAAACCACUGCAGUGACAUACAUUGUCAAGGGAAUAAUUUGCAGGGUAUCACAGAUUCUUGUGAAUGAAGGAAACCUUGAUCCUGUUAAAAACAAGAAAAGUUUACAAUCUCAACGUAACCAAAGCGCUUUAAGGACUUCUGUGUCUGUAUGUUUACAGAGUAUUGUAUGUCUAACAGACUAUCACUGUGUUGAAUUGUUGGAUGUCCGUGCAAUCAUCCCAAAAUGUUUAUUGGAACCAACAACCUGGCAUGCUUGUUAAUGAGUGAGAAGCACUAACUGCUGAGCUGUGUGGCAUGAACUUCAAUUAGACUUAACAAGAAUAUUGCCAGUAGUUUGCCGGGGCGGUAGUGCAAGCGAUAUUUAAAACCCUUCAGUGCAAGACGCGUGAACAAUUUGAACGUGCAUUAUAUUAACAAACAUGUGGACGCAAUGGCCCUGUCCAGACCAAGUGUUAAACACCAGUGUUGUGUUGGACUACAAAAUAUGUAUUUGACAAAAUAUGCAUGAAGCAUAUAACGAGUCUUCGUCACGGACUUUGUGUCAUGUUAUGGCUGUGUCUUGCCCUGCCACGUUUCCUACAUUUGAAUGAGGAUUGUUACACUGUAUAUCAUAUGAAAAAAGGAAAAGAAAAACUAACUAUACAAUUGUUGUCUUCAUCUACUGGUACAUGUAUACACCUCCCAGUGUACAGUGUACAUGUAUGUGUGUAAACCUAAACAUGCCUGAAUUUUCACUCAGGAAAUACAUGAAUUAUGAAGGACAAGGAAACAGUUCAAUGUAGGUUAACGUAAUGGUCGAAGCUGUAAUGCUCAAAAAGGUUGUAUUCUAUUUUUGUAUUGUGUGACAAGCAGUGCGUAGUUCAUGUUAACCGCUGUUAAAUAAAGAAAAUGUUUGCAUCGUAUCAGUAGACUAAAUAUUCAAAAGAAACUUUUUACUGGGUGAAUAGAAGUGUAUCCUUGUACAUGUACACUGUAUGCGUAUUUUGUAUUAAUAACAAUGCUGUUGUGAAUCUGAUUUGGCCAAAGUGCAAUUACUCAGCAAUCUUAUCAGAAUGUCUAGUGGGAAUGCUUCAAUCGGAAAUUCGAAAUCCAGGCAACUUGUUACAUUUGAGUUCAAUAAUAAGCACAAAGUUUGUCAAAAGAAAAUAAUAACAUAUAUUUGAUAUUUAUGUAAAUUAGAAUUCCUAAUGACACCAACAUUAAAGUGUUCAGGGUCCAUA
Messenger RNA from Patiria miniata (bat star), 2750 nucleotides. RefSeq names its product BTB/POZ domain-containing protein 17-like. The record is from RefSeq and is a predicted model, not a curated record. NCBI's taxonomy places the organism in Eukaryota, Metazoa, Echinodermata, Asteroidea, Valvatida, Asterinidae. Gene Ontology annotation, molecular function: protein binding. The annotation marks the transcript as partial. The transcript has 2 exons.